CUCAAGACAAACCCCUCACUUUCGGUUAUCGCAACCAACUAUUUUCAUUUCAAAGGUCAUAUCCUCCUUCUCUUCUUUCCAUCAAUAAUUUCUUCACGCUCCUUCUCUAAAAUGAUGUUCAAGAGUUCUAUCCUUGCUGCGGCAGUUGCUUUCUUAGCUGUCCUCUCAGUCGCUCCUUCUACCGAGGCUCACGCCAGCAUGCGGUACCCCUGCACCCGCGGAAACCCUGCCUGUCGUUCGGCUCUUGCCAAGGGCCAGUCAAUUGAUUACAAUAUCAACUCCCCCAUUGGCGUCCACAGCCGCAAGGACGCUCCUCUUUGCAAGCAGAAAGUCCCUUCGGCUAUCCGUACGAAGGUGCGGGCUGGUUCCAACUUGAAGACCACUUACUCUGUCGGUGCUUCCCAUGGAGGUGGACAUUGCCAAUGGGCCCUUUCAUACGAUAACGGUAAAACCUGGAUUGUGCUUAGGACAAUGUUCCGUGACUGCCUCAAAGGUGUCAAAGGUGGCGCUCCUUACUCUGUCUCGGUCCCAAUUCCUAAGGAUGCUCCCAACGGCAAGGCUACCUUCAUGUGGUUGUGGAACAAUGCCAUCGGUAACCGUGAACUUUAUUCCAACUGCGCUGAUAUCACAGUUACCGGUGGCAAGAACGGUGGCAAGCUCAAGGGUGUUGCUCCUCUGAUUGCCAACUACGGCAAAUCCUCUCUCUAUAUCCCCGAGUAUCCUUUCGGUGGUUCUGACAAGAGAUCUGAAUUCGCGAAGCGCAAGUCCAUCACCAUUACUGUUCCCAAGAGCAAGUAAAAAAAAAAAAAAAGCCUCACAUACCAUACCUCUCCU
Molecule: messenger RNA, 834 nt
Organism: Lobosporangium transversale
Lineage: Eukaryota; Fungi; Mortierellomycota; Mortierellomycetes; Mortierellales; Mortierellaceae
Exons: 1
Coding region: 112-798 (228 amino acids)
Source: RefSeq, a predicted model, not a curated record